AUGGCUUCGCGCCAGACUAGACAACCCAAAAAUCAUCAAGUCAAGCGGCCCACCAUCAAGAUCUACCUUAAACGAAACGAGGAUGGCAAAUGGAAGUUCGUGAAGCCGCCACCAGGCGCUCGAGCCCAGACUCAAGCUCUGGCUCACCGAGUACCUAAAGCCACUCAAAAUGACAUCGUCAAAUCGAUCCCCAGCAAGAGUGAUGGCACGACGACGACCUCUGAAAAGGCCUGA
Cyphellophora europaea CBS 101466 is the source of this 234-nucleotide messenger RNA. RefSeq lists its product as uncharacterized. The coding region runs from base 1 to 234 and encodes 77 amino acids. NCBI's taxonomy places the organism in Eukaryota, Fungi, Ascomycota, Eurotiomycetes, Chaetothyriales, Cyphellophoraceae. The transcript has a single exon. The record is from RefSeq and is a predicted model, not a curated record.